Corticium candelabrum is the source of this 1940-nucleotide messenger RNA. RefSeq lists its product as uncharacterized. The record is from RefSeq and is a predicted model, not a curated record. Gene Ontology annotation, molecular function: protein binding. The coding region runs from base 88 to 1719 and encodes 543 amino acids. The transcript has 2 exons. NCBI's taxonomy places the organism in Eukaryota, Metazoa, Porifera, Homoscleromorpha, Homosclerophorida, Plakinidae.
GUUAGCUUGCAGGCAUCGCGCUCUCAGUCACAGUGCGGAUGUGGCUCAGUGUCGCAGCAAGUUCGUUCGUCUUGUUGUCUGCUCGUUAUGGGAGAGCGAAGGGGCUCACAAGCUCAAUACAGACACACAGACUGUUUUCGAGAGGGUUUUGAGAGGGUGCUGACAGAAUGUCCCGACAGAGCUUUCCAUUCUGACUUAUUUCGUCAGGCCAUUUUGGCGCACGAGAAUAGCGAGACGGCAACGCGUGAGUUCCAGAUGAGCAAGGAGAUCGACCCCAACAACGUCACACCUCUUGUUCUCGACUACAUGUAUACGGGACGUAUUCUAUUGACUCUAGGAAACGCCGUGCAGCUGUGGAAGGUGGCAGAUUUCCUCCAGAUGUCGGGGCUAAUGUCAUUAGUGGAGCAGUUUGUAGAGGAGACGGUGAGCAUGACAAAUGCGUGGGAGGUGUGGACAGAUUGCAUCAGUCUCCGCGUUGAACAAUUCAAAAGCAAGGCCAUCUCUCAUAUUGUCAACAACUUUACGUUCACCAAGGCUCAGGAUUACAGUGGAAUUCCCGAGGAGGCGUUCCUAGCUCUUCUCAUUCAUGAACGACUCACUGCACUGAGGAAAUUUGUGUUAACGUCGAAAUACAUAGCAGAUAAUCCUUCUCCGUCUGAUUACUUUCUACAUCGGGUAGAAGAAAUCUUGGAAAGUGCUAUUCCAAGUGUUACCAUGAAGUUUCUAUAUCAUGUCUCAGCAAAGGAAGUGAUGUUGGUACCGACACAACUUCUUGCCAAACUCCUUUUGCAAGAUGACUUGGAAGUCGAUCAGGAGUAUGUUGUCUAUGAAUUUGUUAUGGAUCUGUUACAUAUCCGGGGUGUUCAAGGUAUGGCAGAGCUAAGGAAGGAUGCGAAGAGUUGGCCUUCUGUUAGUGCUUACGCUCGCUUGGAGACCGAAAAUUGCGGAAGAAGUAAACCAUUAGACGAGCAGGAGGCUCAAAAUCUACUGAAGGUCGUUCGGUUUUCACAACUGUACAAGCGUGAGUUGUUCGAGGCGCAUCAAAAUCCUCUCAUACCGAGAGACCUACUGCUUGCUCACUCGUUACGUCGACUUGACACCUUUGAAUUUGGCUCAUGCUGUUGUCUCGCAAACCACGAAUCCGACAUUAUAUUUGCUCCUAGAGCUUCCUACGACGGCCCUCACAUUUCUAGCAUUUCGGUCUUACUGAGCCAGUGCUCGGGUGUCGACAUCAAACAAUUCCGUAUUUGUCUCGAAAUGACCGAAGCGAUCAGCCUGUCGAAAUGGGAAAAAGUGCAGGCGGCAUACGGUCCAGUCGACAUACCCGUCUCAUUGAUCCAAGGCAGUCAAUGGAUCGAGUUCAAGAUGAAAAAGCCGUUCAAGUGGAGGAAACGAAUGAACCUAGUCGUUGAAAUGGCCCGACUGAAUUGCUCCAUGACAUGCGAUCUCGGUUCACUAUUCUGUUUUCACAAGGAUGGUGCUCACUCUGUUGAAGGCACGAGUGAUGAUGUCCAAGGAGAGAACACUACUUAUCCCAAGCCAACAAACAGAUGCCCAAACUACUUGCCAGCACUGAGACUCUUUACAGUGGAAGGAGACGAAUACCAGAUUCGACGAUUGGCAACAUAUUCGGUAUGCCGUGGACCCUUCAAUGGUCAAUGCACAUCAUCGUGGAUGCAAAGUCUGUAUCGAUGGGGAGACUUUUAUCUUGUGGAUUGAUCAGCCAUAUGUAAAGCAUCAGAUAUAUAUGCGACUGUUAGUGUUAGUGACUGACAUACCAAUGAAUCUAUGAUAGAGUGGAUUUGUAAUUGAUGGGGACAUUUAUUACUUUUGUGGACUCUGAUGUAGUACAUAGUCACGGUACGUUUGUUUAUACAGUCGUAGGUGAGUUAAUUAAUGCGUGAGUGGAACAGAGUGACUGUCUGCAACAACAUGACAGU